AUGGCCGGGACGCGUAAUUACGAUUUUUUGAUCAAACUCCUCCUAAUCGGCGACUCUGGCGUAGGCAAAUCAUGCUGUCUCUUGCGAUUCUCUGAAGACUCCUUCACCCCCUCCUUCAUCACAACCAUUGGAAUUGAUUUCAAGAUCCGGACGAUCGAGCUGGACGGUAAGAGGGUGAAGCUGCAGAUAUGGGAUACCGCCGGCCAGGAACGGUUCAGGACGAUCACCACGGCGUAUUAUAGAGGUGCGAUGGGUAUAUUACUAGUUUACGAUGUCACGGACGAGCGAUCUUUUAACAAUAUUCGAACUUGGUUCUCAAAUGUAGAGCAGCAUGCAACGGAAGGCGUCAACAAGAUCCUGAUUGGCAACAAAUGCGACUGGGAAGACAAGCGCGUGGUCUCCACUGAGAAAGGUCAAGAACUAGCAGACGAGCUCGGGAUCCCAUUCAUGGAGGUCUCAGCGAAAAGCAACAUCAACGUAGAGCAAGCAUUUUACAGCUUGGCGACAGAUAUCAAGAAGCGGAUCAUAGAUACCGCGAAAACGGAUCAGGCGACAUCGCAAGGUGUAGACGUAGGAGCACAAGGAAGCGGAGGUGGAAUAGGUGGAAAGUGCUGCUGA
Messenger RNA from Glarea lozoyensis ATCC 20868, 618 nucleotides. Its product is annotated as P-loop containing nucleoside triphosphate hydrolase. Gene Ontology annotation, molecular function: GTPase activity; GTP binding. NCBI's taxonomy places the organism in Eukaryota, Fungi, Ascomycota, Leotiomycetes, Helotiales, Helotiaceae. Gene Ontology annotation, biological process: protein secretion; protein localization to plasma membrane; regulation of exocytosis. The transcript is spliced from 3 exons. Gene Ontology annotation, cellular component: plasma membrane; endosome. Bases 1 to 618 code for a protein of 205 amino acids. The record is from RefSeq and is a predicted model, not a curated record.